GUCAGUGUCUUGGAUUUUUUUUUUUUUUUACUUCCAUUUGACAAGGGCAGUGGAUCUGGGUAUGGGCAUUGUUUAUUGCUUUAUCUAUGAUUGAAUAUCCGGGCUAUUUGAUUUUUUUAGUUAAUAUUCUCUGCAUGUGUCCUUUCUGCUCAUAUGUUUUUGGGUAUUUAAACAUUCUUCAGACUGAAUUUGACUUUGAGCAAGUAAAAAUUUGUUCUUGCUGGCAGGACAUUGCAAUGUGUGUUGUUUGCAUGUUAACUACUUUGUUGCAGUUGUUGGCAGUCAAAACUUAUGCUGUCCAAUGUAGCAACUGCAUGAAAUGGAGGUCGAUUGGUACGGAAGAAGAAUAUAUGGAUAUUAGAAGCAAAGUGGAACCAUUUCUAUGUGGUGAUGGCAAAUCCAAUGUGUCUUGCGAGGACCCUGCUGAUGUGGAAAUGAAGGUUGAUGCUUCUCAUAUGUGGGUCAACGACAAGGAUGGCAUUCCUAGAACUCCUGAUGGUUUUAAGAGAAUCAUGGUGCCAAGAAGCGAUUACUCGAAGAUUGAUGUUUAUUACAUUACUCCAAUGGGGAAGAGGGUAAAGUGCUUCAGUGAAUUAAAAGCAUUUAAGGAAACAAAUCCGGAAUAUAAAAAUUUGUCCCUUAGCGAUUUUAAUUUCUCAUCUCCUAAGGUUGUGGAGGGCACUAUUUCCAAGGAUUCUACUGGUGGUAAUGCAUAAGGCUGAAGAAAAAUAGAAUACAUAUGUGUGCGCUUAAGUGGCUUUGAACUUGCCUGCAUUUUAUUGUUGGAGAAUGGCAGCAGUGAGUUUGAAGUCUAUUGCAUGUUUUAUUAUGGUACUGUUAACUGGUUGUCUAUUGUAUGUUUUAUUAUGGUAUCAUUUGCUGUUAUCUGGUUAUCUAUUUAGAUGUUAUUCGGGUUUUUUAAAAGUCUUCUCUAUUA
Tripterygium wilfordii is the source of this 937-nucleotide messenger RNA. RefSeq names its product methyl-CpG-binding domain-containing protein 4-like. The coding region runs from base 87 to 716 and encodes 209 amino acids. Gene Ontology annotation, molecular function: zinc ion binding; DNA binding. Lineage: Eukaryota; Viridiplantae; Streptophyta; Magnoliopsida; Celastrales; Celastraceae. The record is from RefSeq and is a predicted model, not a curated record. The transcript has 2 exons.